Messenger RNA from Onychostruthus taczanowskii (white-rumped snowfinch), 2933 nucleotides. RefSeq names its product cytosolic phospholipase A2 beta-like. Lineage: Eukaryota; Metazoa; Chordata; Aves; Passeriformes; Passeridae. The transcript is spliced from 21 exons. Gene Ontology annotation, cellular component: cytosol. Bases 1 to 2619 code for a protein of 872 amino acids. The record is from RefSeq and is a predicted model, not a curated record. Gene Ontology annotation, biological process: glycerophospholipid catabolic process. Gene Ontology annotation, molecular function: calcium ion binding; calcium-dependent phospholipid binding.
AUGGGGAGCCCACCAGCCAAGAUGAAGUUUUGCCCCAUCCACAUGCUUUCUGUAAGAAUCAUACAAGCUAAGAACAUCAAGUCAAGAGACCUGUGGACAGUUCCACUUUCGUGCCAAAACCUUGCGGGGCAAUGUUAUUCACUGCUUGAUACCAGUCUGAAGUAUUUAGGCAUCUCGGGCUGCAGUAGAAAUCUUCCAUCAAGUCCUGACUCCAGCUCUGAAAGACAUCAACUGGGAGAUUUCCUUUCACACCGUUGCCAAGCUUCACAAAUGACGGCAUCAGACUGCUAUGUACGCUUGUGGCUGCCGUCUGCUUCACCUGGAAAGCUUCGGACCAAAACCAUCAGGAAUUCUGACAACCCUGUCUGGAAUGAGACUUUCUACUUUAGGAUCCAGAGGGAAGUUGAGAAUAUUUUAGAAUUGGCAGUGUGUGAUGAAGAUGCACUCACCAAAGAUGACAUGCAGUUCACAGUUCUUUUUAAUGUUGCUAGAAUCAGACCUGGGGAGAAAAUCCGUGAGACAUUUGCUUUGAAAUCAGAGACAGAGACGUGCUCUAAGAAAUGGGAAAGUUUGGAAGUGGAAUUCUGGAUGGAAAGAGUUCCUGGUCCUCCAGAGCAUCUCAUUACCAAUGAUGUCCUAGUGUCCCGUGAGGUUUGCUGCUUGGAAGUGCAUGUGGACAUCAAUGAAAGCAGGAAAUACUUGAAAGAGGGUAAAAAUCUCGUGCUUACGGUGCCUGCAUCUCAUGAGAGAACGCAGAAGACGACAGAGGACACCGACACUUUCUACUUCCACUGCGUGAAGGCUUGGGAGCCAGUUCUAAAAGUCAGGCUGCAGAAAGUUUCUGAUAAGGAAGAUGACAACAGCAAUUUAAGUGACACCUUAACGGUACCUCUGAAAUUUCUCCCUGUUGGACAUAAAGUGAAAGUAACCCUUCCCGUAAGACAUAAUGUGCCACUACAGUUGUACCUUCAACUAAAUGCUUGCACAGAAAAACUAGAUGUGCGCUUGGGGUAUGAUCUGUGCCAAGGAGAGCAGGAGUUCCUGCAUAAGAGGAAGAGAGUUGUUGCUGGUGCCCUGAAAAGGGUUCUUCAUCUGGAAAGAGAUCUACAUGGACAUGAGGUCCCAGUAAUAGCUGUUAUGGCAACAGGCGGAGGUCUCAGAGCAAUGUCAGCUAUGUUUGGCCACCUCUUAGCCCUUCAGAAGCUAAAUCUGUUGGACUGUGUCACCUACCUCACCGGGGCUUCUGGCUCAACAUGGACCCUAGCAGACCUGUAUGAGCAUGCUGACUGGUCACAGAAGUCUCUGGAGGGGCCACUUAAAGCAGUAAAAGAACAAGUGACAAAAUGCAAACUCAACCUUAUGUCUGUAGACCAUCUGAAGUAUUAUCACAAGGAACUUGCUGAAAGGGCAAAGGCAGGACAUGUGCCAUCUUUUACAACUCUGUGGUCACUUGUUCAGGAGAUGUUCUUACAUGAGCGGCCAAGAAAGUACAAACUCACAGACCAGCGCAGGGCAUUGGAGCAUGGACAAAACCCACUGCCUUUCUAUGCAGUCCUCAAUGUGAAAGAGGAGAAGUUUGGUACUUUCAAGUUUAGAGAGUGGGCAGAUUUCUCUCCUUAUGAAGUGGCUAUACCAAAAUAUGGAGUCUCAAUUCCUUCAGAAUAUUUUGACAGCGAGUUCUUCAUGGGAAGGAGAGUGAAGAAGCUGCCAGAAUCUCGGAUCUGCUAUCUGGAAGGUCUUUGGACGAACAUCUUUACUAGGAAUUUGCUGGAUGGCUUGUACUGGUCCUCAAAUUCAAAUGAAUUCUGGGAACGAUGGUCCCAAGAUAUGGUAGAUAUAGAAAAACAUUCUCCUGAGGAAGACAUUACUGUUAUCGAGCCUCCAUCUUGUUUGUCAGGAAAGUUGUAUGAAAUGUUUCAGGACAUUAUGACCAAGCGUCCACUACUGGGAAAGUCACAUAACUUCCUGAGAGGCUUAGAGUUUCAUAAGGAUUAUAUCCAUCAGAAAAAAUUUAUUGAAUGGAAAGACACUGUGCUGGAUGGUUUCCCUAACAAUCUGACACCACUGCAGAAAUAUCUUUGUCUGAUAGAUGUUGGCUAUUUCAUCAACACCAGCGGUGCAGCACUUUUCAAGCCGGAGAGGAAUGUAGAUGUCAUUAUAUCCCUUGAUUAUGGGUUGGGACAUGUGUUCAAGCAAUUAGAGAUGACAUACAAAUAUUGCAAGAUACAAAAUAUCCCAUUCCCCAAAGUGGAGCUGAGUCCAGAAGAAGAGAAGAACCCAAAGGAAUGUUACAUAUUUGCGGAUGCAGAGGACCCCAGAGCGCCUAUAGUAAUCCAUUUUCCCUUGGUGAAUGACACCUUUAAGGAAUUCAAGGAGCCAGGGGUGAAGCGUGGUCACUCAGAGAUGGAAGAAGGCAAAGUAAAUCUGGAGAACAACUGCUCACCAUACUACCUCAUUAGGCUAAUUUACUCCUCUGAAAAUUUUGAUAAACUUGUGAACCUGAGCAAAUACAACAUCCUCAAUAACAAGGACCUGCUCCUCCAGGCAAUCAGGAGUGCUGUAGAACGAAAGAAAAGCAGAAGGACUGGGAAUUUCUCCAGCUACUAUGGAUACCCCUAAGCUGGGUUUUUGCACUGUUCCCCUCUGAAGGCUAUGGCAGCACAUUGCAACACACCACAGUCACGUUACAACAUAUCACAGUGUUCAUCAUUUGCAAAAAACUGACAAAACCUGUACAUUUCUCACCUUGCCGUGUUCAGGCUCCCAGCUUUCCAGAAGGGUUUAUUUUAUCUCCUUUCCCCACAUUUUCAGACCAUAAGGGUCUCACAAUGUGGUCUUACUUGUUAAGAAAUUAGGGUCCUGGUAGGCAGAGACCUCCCAGGAUCUCCUUGAUGUUACAGUAUAUGGUGGUGGUGAAAGGUCUUUGUAUGAGC